Prionailurus viverrinus (fishing cat) is the source of this 2394-nucleotide messenger RNA. It is a transcript of the gene CD6, whose product is annotated as CD6 molecule. The transcript is spliced from 13 exons. Lineage: Eukaryota; Metazoa; Chordata; Mammalia; Carnivora; Felidae. Gene Ontology annotation, cellular component: membrane. The coding region runs from base 199 to 2235 and encodes 678 amino acids. The record is from RefSeq and is a predicted model, not a curated record.
AGGUGUGAGAAACACACUCACAGGCUGGUUUGGUCGCAUGCGUGCAAAGGAGUGCUCUCUCUUGCGGAGAGAGAGUCAUAAACAGGAGCAGCCAAGGUCCGAGCGAGCGAGCGGGUGCGAGGAGCACCCAGCAGCCACGUCCACCUCCUGGCCCCGGGGAUGGCGCUUCCCGCUGGCAGGCACGCAUAGCAGCCAGAGAUGGCCCCGGACAUGUGGCUGUUCUCUGCUAUCCUUGGAUUGCUGUCGGCAGCCCUAUCAGGUCACCCGACUCCAACCCCAUCCGGCCAGCCCAACACCAGCAGCACAGAGACCCAACCCUUGGAGUCAGGAGAGCCGCUCGGGAUCCGCCUGGUGAAUGGGAGCAGCCACUGCAGCGGGACGGUGGAGGUCUGGAUCCGACAGUCGUGGGAGCCCGCGUGCGGGGCGUUCUGGAACCACAAUGCCACCGAGGCCGCGUGCCGGGCGCUGAGCUGCGGCGGGGCGGGGGUAGCCGUCCAGCCCACCCUGCCGCCCUCUGAGCUGCCGCCUGGUCCAGGCGCGGGGAACGCCAGCGAGGCCCUGAACGCCACACUGGCCCUGGCGCCCGCCGUCCUGUGCAGAGGGCCCGAGUGGCCACUCUGCGACGUGGUGGAGCGUCCGUGCGACAGCGACAGGAGGCCAGCUGAGGUCACCUGCGCAGAGAACCGCGCGGUGCGGUUGGUGGGCGGCAGCGGUCCGUGCGCCGGCCGCGUGGAGAUGCUAGAGCGCGGCCAGUGGGGGUCGGUGUGCGACGACACGUGGGACCUGAAGGACGCCCACGUGGUGUGCCGGCAGCUGAACUGCGGCUGGGCGGUCCAGGCCCUGCCCGGCCUGCACUUCGCGCCCGGCCAAGGACCCAUCCACCGGGACCAGGUGAACUGCUCGGGGACCGAGGACCACCUGUGGGACUGCCGUGGGCUGCCAGGAAACGGCUACUGCGGUCACAAGGAGGACGCCGGCGUGCUGUGCUCAGAGCACCAGUCCUGGCGCCUGACUGGGGGCGCCGACUCCUGCGAGGGGCAGGUGGAAGUACAUUUCCGUGGGGUCUGGAGCACAGUGUGUGACAGUGAGUGGUACUCCUCGGAGGCCCAGGUGCUCUGCCGGACCUUGGGCUGUGGGACCGUGGCCACAAGACUCCAGGGGCUGCCCCAUUCCCUGCCGGGGAAAAUGUACUACUCAUGCAAAGGGGAGGAGCCCACCCCCUCCGAUUGCUUCUGGAGGUUCAACAACCCCUAUCUCUGCAGACAGUCGAGGGCAGCCAGAGUCCUCUGCUCAGGCUCCCGAAGUCUGCUCAAUCUGUCCACUUCUGAAGCCCCUGCAAGCGUUCAGCCGGUCACUGUGGAACCUACUAUGAUCCAGAAAGCAGAAGCCUGGAAAUCGCGAGAACUAAUGCUUUUCAUCCUCUGCAUCAUCCUGGGAAUUCUCCUCCUUGGCUUACUCAUCUCCACAGCCUUCAUCUUCUUGAAAGUUAAAGGAAAAUACGCCCUGCCCAUUAUGGUGAACGACCAGCACCCACCCACCACCACCCCAGAGGGUAUCAAUAGCUAUCAAGAUGUUCCCAUCACCAUUUCCAAAGAAGAAGUUCCCAAGCUGCCCAUCCAGGUCCAGGCCCUACCCCCCAAGGACUCGGACUCCAGCUCGGACUCAGACUAUGAGCAUUAUGACUUCAGCGCCCAGCCUCCCGUGGCCCUGACCACCUUCUACAAUUCCCAGCGGCACCGGGUCACGGAGGAGGAGAUCCAGCAGAGCAGGUUCCAGAUGCCUCCCCUGGAGGAAGGACUUGAAGAGGCGAGUGCCCCUCAGGUCCCACCCACCAGCGCUGGACACUACGUCGCAGACACGCCCUCCCUGGGCUCUCAGCGCCACCCAGAAAGCAACAGGGGAUCCAGCACGUCCUCCGGGGAGGAUUACUGCAACAGCCCCAGUAGCAGGCUACCUCUGUGGACCCCUCAGGUGUUUUCUACAGAGAGGAGCCCCUUCUUGGAGCAGCCCCCAAACUUGGAGCUGGCUGGCUCCCAGGCUACCUUUUCAGGGCCCUCGGCUGACGACAGCUCCAGCACCUCCUCCGGGGAGUGGUACCAGAACUUCCAGCCGCCGCCCCAGCCUCCCUCGACGGACCAGUUUCAGUAUCCAGGUGCCAGCGGCAGGGGAGGAUCCCCCAGGCCCCAGCCUGGUUCCACUGGCAAUGAGGACUAUGACGACAUCGGGGCAUCCUAGGCCGGGCCCACGAGAGGCUCCGGUGACUCCCUUCCGCUGGACUCCUGCUCUACCUGCCCCCGCUCUCCCACCCCGUCCUCCCAGCUCGCCACCCCCCCCCCCAGGGGGCUGAGAAGCCUCCCCCGGAGAGAUGCAAGGAAAGCCCUCACCUCGCACCGC